Messenger RNA from Drosophila elegans, 2188 nucleotides. RefSeq names its product peritrophin-44. Gene Ontology annotation, molecular function: chitin binding. The transcript is spliced from 2 exons. The record is from RefSeq and is a predicted model, not a curated record. The coding region runs from base 111 to 1163 and encodes 350 amino acids. Gene Ontology annotation, cellular component: extracellular region. NCBI's taxonomy places the organism in Eukaryota, Metazoa, Arthropoda, Insecta, Diptera, Drosophilidae.
CCAAGUUGGAAGGGUCCCAGUUAGACGUUCUUUUCGCCAGUUGCCGUCAAAGGCUAUUUGCAUUAUUCGAAUAAAACUAGCUAUUAAUAGUUCGCUGUUGAAAACCCAAGAUGAGUACAAGAAUUGUCCUAUUUUUUGGUCUGUUUAUGGUCCCCCUGAUUUCUGGAGCCGCCAGCUUCAAUCCGACUUUGAUAUGCGAACUGGUGGUCAAUGGAACCAAGAUGAACGAUCCGCGGGCCUGCAAUGCGUGGAUUCAGUGCAUCGAUGGGCAGCCAGUUGGUGGAACCUGUGGAACUGGACUUUUCUACGACAGGGAAAGUAAGCAGUGCCUGAGUUCGGGCAGUGUAAAGUGCCUGUCCAGCGAUCCUUGCGCAGCUCUGGCCAACGGAUUUGCUGCCGACCCGUACUCCUGCAAUGGGUACUAUUACUGCAUAAAUGGCAAAGGAAAUCUCGGUAAGUGCCCUACGGGAAUGAACUUCAAUACGGGAACGCAAGACUGCAUACGGGAUUUUCGGUGCUCGGAUAAGAUGGACCCGGACAGCUACUGUAACAUACUGCCGGAUGGUGUUUUCGUCAAGGACACGGACAACUGCAAUGGCUAUCAGAUGUGCUGGGGUGGCCAGGUGCUGAAUGCCACCUGCCCGGGCACUUUCUACUUCAACGCCGCCACGGCCGCGUGCGAUUAUCCGCAGGAUGUGGAGUGCGAUUUCACCCCAGUGCCGGAUAUCAUCGAAAAGGGAGUGUGUCCGGAAACGGGAGGAUUUAUUUCCGACAACCGGACCUGCAAUGGCUACUUCUACUGCAAGGAAAUGGGCGAUGGAGAGUUUUCCUUGGAGCAUGGCGAAUGCUCCGAUGGCAGAUUUUUCCUGGACACCGAUGGUGGCGCUUGUGUGCCCCGUUCCAAGGUGAAAUGUGCCUUCGAUCGGUGCGUGGGACUGGGCAACUCAAACAUUCAGCUGGCCAACGAGUCGGAUGACGGCUGUCGGGGAUACGCAAUCUGCCAAAAUGGCGUCGCCAUUGGCCAAGGAACCUGUCCCCAGGAGGAGUACUUCGACGAGGUCACCCAGCGCUGCACCACCCAGGCUAUAUCUUAUCCCGCCUGCCAGAUAUCGGAUCAAGCUACGACAGUGAAUGAUGGCACUACCACCAAUUCGGUCUCGUGAGCCUUAAACGUAAUCAGUUUUAAUUAGUCACUUUGUGCGUUUUCCAAAAACAUAAGUACAUGAAAAGCUGCUAUCGGCUCCAUUUAAAUAUAAAGUCAACAGUUCAACUCUUGCAUUGGGUUUCUCUGAAUCGAUUUGACUUGGAAACAAUACAAUAACCUACUGAUAGCACAGGUAAACAGACAAAAAUACAUUCGAAUCACUGGAAUUUGUUCCCCAUAUAAAUAAAAUAACUUUAUAUUCUGAAAUUCUAAACACAUCAUCGUAGCAAACUUCGGCAAUCCAAAGAGUGUUUUACUUUUGACAACAAAAAGUCUGUUCGUUAUACAAAUUAUUUAACAGACUUUACAAAUUUGGAAAAUCUAUUAUUUUGCUACCGAAUUCGAAAUGACGAAUAUGUGAAGCUUGGCGAUCGGUGUUCUGCUUGGUCUUCUACUCCUGCGAAGGUCAAAGGUUGACUGUUCCGUAUUUUUACAACAGAAAGUCUGUUCGUUAUACAAAUUAUUUAAUAGACUGUACAAAAUGAGGAAAACUAAUCUAAUUUGUUAACAUACCUACAUUUAUUUCACGGAAACGAAUAAAAAGAGCGUACAAAUUAGGAAAAUCUAUUAUUCUGCUACCGAAUUCGAAAUGACGAAUGUGUGGAGCUUGGCGAUCGGUGUUCUGCUGGGUCUUCUACUCCUUUUUACUCCCAUCGACUGCCAAAAAUCAAAGAGACUGUGCUCCGUAAAUGAAACCGAGGUGUACUGUCCUGGGAUGUGUCCUGAAUCAUGCGAAUAUGAUGGUAACGGACUAUGUUUUCUGGGUUGCGGAGGUCCCUGCAAGUGUAAACCAGGAUAUAUAGUUUAUGAAAAAAUUAAUGCCUGUAUUCUACGAUCUGAUUGUCCAGCAGGCUUAGUGCAAAAGAAAGGAACACGACACGGCCCAACUCCAGAUAAAAAUAAACUAUUAAACGACCGCUUUAAUAGUAUACACAAGCCUUAAUUAGCUAAAUAAUAAAACAAACUUCGAAUAUAUGCCACGAA